AUGGCCUCAAUUGCCCGGUCCCUGCGCGUCGCUGCGCCUCUGGCCAAGGCUUUUGCCCCUCGCGCUGCUCCCAUGGCCCGUUCCUCCAUGCGAGCAUUCUCCACCACCAAGCUGAGCCUCGCCCGUAGGUACACCAAGGACCACGAGUGGAUCGACCUCUCAGCCGACAAGAAGCACGGCUUCGUCGGCAUCUCCGAGUACGCAGCCGAGCAGCUCGGCGACGUCGUCUACGUCGAGCUCCCCGAGACUGGCGUCCUGGUUGAGCAGGGCGACCAGGUCGGCGCCGUCGAGUCGGUCAAGUCAGCCAGCGACAUCAACGCCCCGAUCCGACUGCGCGUGACCCAGGUCAACGACAACCUCGAGGAGAAGCCCUCCACCAUCAACAAGGUCCCCGAGGACGACAGCGCCGGCGGCGGCUGGAUUGUCAAGGUCGAAGUUGAUGAGGAGGGCGCCAAGCAGUUUGACGAGCUGAUGGACAUUGAGGCCUACAAGGUCUUUGCUGGCAGCGACCACUAA
This is a messenger RNA of Fusarium keratoplasticum, 516 nucleotides long. Its product is annotated as Glycine cleavage system H protein. The record is from RefSeq and is a predicted model, not a curated record. Lineage: Eukaryota; Fungi; Ascomycota; Sordariomycetes; Hypocreales; Nectriaceae. The coding region runs from base 1 to 516 and encodes 171 amino acids. Gene Ontology annotation, cellular component: mitochondrion; cytoplasm; glycine cleavage complex. Gene Ontology annotation, biological process: protein lipoylation; glycine decarboxylation via glycine cleavage system. The transcript is spliced from 2 exons.